AUGUCAGCCUCGGACGACCUCACCAAUCUUGCGACCCCGCCAGCGUGCAUUGCAGACUUUUGUCUGAUCCCCCUGGGCACCCCCACAGCAUCAGUAUCCAAGGAAGUCGCGGAAGUGCAGCGGCUCCUCAAGAAAAGCGGCUUGGAUUAUUCGAUGCAUUCCGCGGGGACAACAGUUGAGGGCUCGUGGGACGACGUUAUGCGGGUCAUAGGGCAAUGCCAUGCGAUGUUGCAUCAGAAUGGGAUUGUGAGGAUUCAGAGCGAUAUUCGUGUGGGGAGCAGGACCGACAAAAAGCAAGGAUUCAAGGACAAGGUCGACGCUGUGGAGAAGCUGCUCAAGGAAGAUCAAGGCGCAGCGUUGUAA
Molecule: messenger RNA, 363 nt
Organism: Alternaria infectoria
Lineage: Eukaryota; Fungi; Ascomycota; Dothideomycetes; Pleosporales; Pleosporaceae
Exons: 2
Coding region: 1-363 (120 amino acids)
Cellular component (GO): cytosol
Source: RefSeq, a predicted model, not a curated record